Messenger RNA from Metarhizium album ARSEF 1941, 393 nucleotides. Its product is annotated as Spo12. The transcript has 2 exons. NCBI's taxonomy places the organism in Eukaryota, Fungi, Ascomycota, Sordariomycetes, Hypocreales, Clavicipitaceae. The coding region runs from base 1 to 393 and encodes 130 amino acids. The record is from RefSeq and is a predicted model, not a curated record.
AUGUCCGCCGUCCUCGGUGACAAGGACAUCAACGCCGCCAUGGAGCAGCAAAACGCCAUCAAGGACGUCAAGAGCAUGGAGUACCACCGCCAGGUGUUCCAGUCCAAGAUGGCUGCUGAGCCGUACGCCCUACUUUCCUCGCCCGCCGCGGCGCUUGGACGACCACCGCGUCCGAGCGCUGCCGCCGCUGCCAGCAGCUCUGCUGAUGCUGCCUCUAGGACCAAGCAAUAUGUUUCUCCGUCGGAUAAUAUCAUGAGCCCUUGCACGGCCAAGAUUAAUGCUCUGCGAAACAAGCACGCCAGCAAGGCCAAGCCCAAGUCUCUCUUUGCCCAGGCGAGCGUUAAGAAACUCAACGGCGAGAAUGCCUUAGGCGCCAGGUCUAUCCAGCAGUGA